Messenger RNA from Culicoides brevitarsis, 1533 nucleotides. Its product is annotated as leucine-rich repeat-containing protein 15-like. The record is from RefSeq and is a predicted model, not a curated record. The transcript has a single exon. NCBI's taxonomy places the organism in Eukaryota, Metazoa, Arthropoda, Insecta, Diptera, Ceratopogonidae. The coding region runs from base 1 to 1533 and encodes 510 amino acids. Gene Ontology annotation, molecular function: protein binding. Gene Ontology annotation, cellular component: plasma membrane.
AUGUCAAUACCUACCGCUAAUUGCCUCGCAUGGAAUUGUUCGACGAGUUCGGUGCCGUUUUCCUGUACUUUUACCAAUAUCCACUACGACAUUGACAACGAUACCGUUACAUCGUUAUGGCAUCCGGACCCGACAAAUACGACAAUUGUGACAUUCGUUAAAUCCCUAAUUCCACAAAUUCCGUCACUUUUGUUCGAUGUUUUUCCCAAUGUGCAGCACUUGGAGAUGCAAUAUUGUGGUUUACGAUUUUUGUUGCCCGAUACCUUUGUGAAUGGGACUCAUUUGGUGCAUCUUCAGCUAAGUCGGAAUAAUCUUACGGACUUGAAAUAUGGGUCGUUACGUGGUUUGGGCAAUUUAACGCAUCUGGAGUUGGCCCAUAACCAGAUACAAAAAAUCAACGAUCGAGUUUUCGGGGAUUUAGUUCAGCUGAAGAUUCUGGAUUUGUCGCAUAAUGUCAUUGAGGAGUUGGGGGAGACGACUUUUGAACGUCUGACUUCCUUAGAGACACUUUUGCUGGAUUUCAAUCGAAUUGUUCGUGUUGACAAGUCGUGGUUCAAAGAUACGCGAAAGAUACUCUUCAUUUCGCUCACUCACAAUCACAUAAAUUUCGUGCAUGACGGCGCAUUUGCCGACGGACUCGACGAAUUGUUUCAGGUGCGUUUGUCCGGUAAUCGAUUAGCCAAAAUUGACAUGCGAAAUAUUGAUGCGGAAAAUUUGGACAUUGAUAACAAUGCCAUUCGUAGUCUCUACGUUGGCAGACAGGCACGCAAAGUACUUCGCCUCGAUGCACAAAGCAACAUGAUAAGCAAACUACGAUGCGACCACAACCCCAAACUAGUCGGUCUCAUACUAACGAACAACAGCUUAACCGAUCUGAGUUGCAUCGCGAAAAUGCGACGUCUUGAAAUGUUGUUCCUGGGCGCCAACAAGAUACGCCAACUCGAACGCAGCACCUUCGUUAACCUCAUUAAUCUCGUGACACUGAGUUUGGAAAACAAUGAAAUUGAAUUCCUCGAGCCUGGGUUAUUUGAACAGCAGCUCGGUUUAAGGACACUAACCUUAUCGAACAAUAAGCUGCGACAGUUUGAUGGCAAUAUUUUCGCUAGUACGAAUGCCAUUGAUACAAUUCAUAUCAAUGCCAAUCAUCUCACGACAAUUACGUAUGAAGGUAUUAAGCAAGCGUUGCCGCAUCUGUCGAUUGUCGAUGUCUCGGAGAAUGAGUGGCAGUGCUCGUAUCUCGCCAAUAUGCUGCACGUGUUUGAGCAGUACGGCAUCAAGUGUCUCAAAACGACCGAUUCGCACAUUGAUGAGGUAAAUGUGAAGGGUAUUGCCUGCGUGCCGGACCAGAAAAGUGACGAGGAUAUGCGGUAUGACUUGCUGUAUGAGAAAAUAACGAAGCUGGAACUGGAAAUUAUCAAUAGUCAAUUGAAUCAUGCGAAUGUGAUGCGACGACUCGAUGAAAUGUCCAAGAAAAUUCUGCUAAUUGAAGGUAGGCAGCAAACGAAUCACGUUGAAUAUUUGAUACGCGAAUAA